GCCCUUUAGUUCACUACUAUAUCCCCAGACCUGGAACAGUCAGUGCCUGGCACUCAAUAAUUUUUUUUCUGAAUGGAUCAAUAUAUACCACGAGAAAGACUGAUCUCGCUCUUUUCUUCCCUAAUACAAAAUACUUGGAAACAACAGAAAAUUGCUGGCAGCCUCAGGGACCAAUGAGGAGCCUGUAAGAGGAGGGGAACCCUAAAGCAGCUUGAAGAGAGCCUGGAGGAGAGAGGCAUCUCAGAGCUCAAGCCAGCCUCCACUGGAGCCUCAGGAGAACUCUUCCUGACACUGUCCCCCUGGGGUCAAGCAGGACCCCUCCCCAGAAGUUGUAAUUAUUAUUAUGAUUAUAGCUUUGACUUUUUGACACCGUCCUGGUGCUUUCUAUAUGUAUCAAUUAUAAAUAAGUCCAGAGACUUAAAAGCAGCUUAGUCUUUCAACAGGAUCAUAGUAAGUUUAGAAAACACAUUUUAAGAGCCAAAAAGUAACUAAAGAACAUUUCAAGUGUUUUAUUAUAGUUCGUGGACACCAUGAGAGGGAUUCCUAGUCCAUAGCAACUCUUCUUAAUAUCCCUCUUUUGUACCCAUCAGCUUCCCUCACCACCACUCCCCCGGGCUUCUUCCAGAUGCCCCAGAACUCCUCUCCCUGAGCCUUAGUUUGGGUCAGCUAUCCUCCUCUCUCAUUGCCUUUCUUCUGAUCUCAAUCCCCAAAGUCCAGAAGGUCCGGGAAGGAAAAGGAAAAAAGCAAGUUGGCAGCAUCAGUGUAUUAAUAAUGUAUUAAUAAUGUUCUGUCCCAGCACAUACUUGGUUUCUCACACCAUGAGGUAAGUGUUGUUCUGACCACUCUGUAGAGGAGGAAACCAGCCCACCGAGGCUUGCCGGGAAGGCGGCUCAGGCCAGUCUCCACUGACACCUGUGUUCUAUCCAUUCUGCUGCGGUGGGCCAGAGUCAAGGAGACAGACACCACAUCUGCUUCAGCCAGCCAUCUCCCGUGAGGAGCCGACAGCCCGUGCCGGGACCCACCAGCAGUCCUUGGCCCCCAGCAGAAUGUCCAAGCCGGAUUUGAGUCAUUCUGUGCCUCCCUCCUCCUCACGGCCUAGUGUCACAGCAAAACUCAUCAAUGGAGGUGUGGCAGGGCUUGUUGGGGUGACCUGUGUGUUCCCCAUCGACUUGGCCAAGACUCGACUGCAGAACCAGCAUGGAAAAGACAUCUACAAAGGAAUGAUAGACUGCCUGAUGAAAACUGCUAGGGCAGAAGGCUUCUUGGGCAUGUACCGAGGAGCUGCAGUGAACUUAACCUUGGUCACUCCAGAGAAGGCCAUCAAGCUGGCAGCCAAUGACUUCUUCCGGCAGCUGCUAAUGGAGGAUGGGAUGCAGCGGAAUCUGAAGAUGGAGAUGCUAGCUGGAUGUGGAGCUGGAAUAUGCCAGGUGGUGGUUACCUGUCCCAUGGAAAUGCUCAAGAUUCAGCUGCAGGAUGCUGGGCGCUUGGCAGUUCAUCAUCAGGGCUUGGCCUCAGCACCUUCCUCCUCCAGGUCCUACACUACGGGUUCAGCUUCCGCCCACAAGCGCCCGUCUGCCAGCCUUAUCUCCCGGGAGCUACUCCGCACCCAGGGCCUGGCCGGUCUCUACAAGGGCCUGGGCGCCACUCUCCUCAGAGACAUCCCCUUCUCCAUCAUCUACUUCCCACUGUUUGCCAACCUUAACAACCUCGGGGUCACCGAGAGCACGGGGAAGGCUUCCUUCGCUCAUUCCUUCAUGUCAGGCUGUGCUGCGGGUUCCGUAGCCGCUGUCGCAGUAACACCUCUGGAUGUUUUGAAAACUCGAAUCCAAACCCUCAAAAAAGGCCUGGGUGAGGACAGCUACAGUGGGAUCACCGACUGUGCCAGGAAACUCUGGAUUCAGGAGGGACCGUCUGCCCUCAUGAAGGGAGCAGGCUGCCGGGCCCUUGUCAUAGCCCCUCUCUUUGGGAUUGCCCAAGGGGUCUACUUCAUCGGUAUUGGGGAGCGGAUCUUAAAGUGUUUCAAGUAGAGAUAGCUGGAGCCCAAGUCCCCUGCCAUCUCUCUAGCCCAUUCGACUUAGACUAGAGGGGGACGAGCAAGGUGG
Callorhinus ursinus (northern fur seal) is the source of this 2102-nucleotide messenger RNA. It is a transcript of the gene SLC25A18, whose product is annotated as solute carrier family 25 member 18. The record is from RefSeq and is a predicted model, not a curated record. Lineage: Eukaryota; Metazoa; Chordata; Mammalia; Carnivora; Otariidae. Gene Ontology annotation, molecular function: L-glutamate transmembrane transporter activity; L-aspartate transmembrane transporter activity. Gene Ontology annotation, biological process: malate-aspartate shuttle; L-glutamate transmembrane transport; aspartate transmembrane transport.